Molecule: messenger RNA, 1713 nt
Organism: Mytilus trossulus (common blue mussel)
Lineage: Eukaryota; Metazoa; Mollusca; Bivalvia; Mytilida; Mytilidae
Exons: 3
Coding region: 43-429 (128 amino acids)
Source: RefSeq, a predicted model, not a curated record
GUAGAUUACCAACUUUCCAGACAACGCAACAAUUCAUCACAAAUGAAUAAUAAGAAUAUCUUCUGCCUACCACGUUCAUCUCUCACAACAAUACCUAUCCCUCGGAAAGAUAAAAGAGCGUUUCUUACCAAGUCUGGGUUAGCGGUUAAAGUACAAAUUAGUCACACAAUGACAUCAGAACAGAUAAAGAAGAUAGUUCAAGACAAAUUCGGUAGCUUCUUCGAUCAGCCUUUCCAGUACACAUUUCUAAGCACAACAGGAACAACUAAGAGUAAGCGUCUUCAUCGUGCAAAAGACAUCUACCCCAACUUUAUGGCAAAUGGGAAAGACCUAAAUGGAAUAGCCACACGGGACAACAUAUAUAUUAUGUCAUUGUGUGAGCUGAAGGUAGGCGCAUGUUCAUUUAUAUUUGGAGGCCAGAAGGAAUAAAACAUAUACCAGCCACCCUCUUCAUUCAAUGCUAUGGGAAUGUUUCGGCUAUGCAAUUAUUAUUAGAAAUGUUAUGUUGAAGUCAGAAAUGUGCAUGAAAUACGUUCAUACCACUGUAUAUAUUUAUGUUGUUGUGUUUCAUAUUUUGUGUGGAAAACUGUUUAUACAUAUGCAUUGUCAAGCUAUUGUACUUAGGUUGCAAGUGGGCUAAUAAAACAGUGCCUUAAAUGACGGAACUCAAAUGUAGUUUUGAAAUAGAUCAUUGUUUCAUUGCAUUUAUUACUGAUUAAGGAAACAUUUAUUACCAAUCAUUGUAAUAUUUAUCAUAUUAUCAGAUGGUUAGGAUAAUUUAUAACAUGAAAAUAUGUUUAUCUUUUUAUUUUGAGUAAUAAUAACGUAUUAUUUUGUAAUCUCUAAAUCACUUUAGACAAUCAUCAUCACAACCCUAUAAAAGUAAUAUAUAUUACAAUAUCAACAUCACUCUAAUAGACCACUUUCGAGUUCAUCCGUCACCGGAAAAAACUCGUCAAAUAUACACGCCUUUUUUAUGUCAUUUACCAGAUAGAGGGGGUCGCCUGUAUCCCUGCACUAUUAACGUUCAUCAAGCGUCUUAAUGAUCGUCAUUGUGCAGGAUAAACUAGAAAUAGUUGUUGGUCUGUAGGUACUUAAUGACAAUUCCCUAAUGACAGCACUGCUGAUUGUCAAUUUUGAGAAUUCAAUUUGCCGAAUAAUUCGUACAAAAUAGAACUCUAGUUUUCGAACCACUCCCUCAACAUUGAGAUGGAAGUAACGACGCCCCUAAAAGCGCAAAUGACGUUCACUAAAACCAGAGUUUUUGACGGAAAUGCAUCGAACUCGAAAGUUGUCUAUUAUAGAGGUUUCGACAGUUUGAAAAUAAAUCCAUCACUACCCAAGUACACCUCUCAAUAUUAAUACUAUUAAUAGAAUUAUUAUCGCUGUCAGUAUGCAAGUGUAACUUUUUAUAAUUUUCAACAUUACUGUAGUGUUAAAAUUCAUAAAUCAAUAUUGUUUCAAGUGAAAAUACAAAAUGUCGAUUAUUCACGUGAUAGUAUCUAGUCUGUGUUGACCUAUAGUCGAAUACAACGGCAUAUAUUUGCUAACAUCCACGUUAUUAAUACGCUGUUUUUAAAUGUUGAAAAGUUGUCUCUUGACAAUUAUACCUUUUUUUUUUUUUACAUAACAAUGGUUAAAUUAUUUGUAAAUCUCUUUGAAAGAAUUUGUGUUUACGUUCAAAUUAAAUUUUGUUGUUAGCUAAAACACCAA